UCCAUUUCCUGUCCCACACGCUUCUUUUCCCGGGUGAGAAACUGCCCUUUGUGUGUUUCUCGGUCCUCGGAGGAAUGGAGGGGCUUUGAGAGGAACCCGAGGAGUUUGAAAUGCAAAGACGGAAAGCGGUACAAGCAGGAACAAAAAUGUCCGGGACUCAUGCAUUCCUGCCUGGAGCUGCUUCAGCACAAAACAAGCAAGAACUGUAUGAAGAGCUACGAGCCCAGAAAGACUCAAACCCAGUUCUUUCUCCUUAUUCAGUGUGGAGGCCAUCGCGGUUAUUGGAGCCUGUCCCGAAGGAAGAGAUGAAGGAGUUUAAGUCUCCUUAUCAAGCUGUGAAGGACCCCAGUCAGUUGGCCAGAGAAGGAAUGAGGACACAUACUUUGCCUGGCCUUGGUGCGAAAACCCGAGAAGCCUCUGAGAGUUCAGGACAUUUCGGAAGACCAAAGGGACAGAUCCCAACAGAGGAGGAUGCUCACUCCUUGGAGAUCAAGCGUCAGCACUUCCGGCAUUUCUGCUACCAGGAGAUUGAGGGGCCCCGAGCGGUUUUGAGUGAGCUCCAGGAACUUUGCCACCAGUGGCUGGUUCCAGAGAGACACACCAAAGAGCAGAUUGUGGACCUGGUGAUCCUGGAGCAGUUUCUGACCAUCCUGCCUCUGGAGAUGCAGAUCUGGGUCUGCAAAAGCGGUCCGGCCACCUGCGCCCAGGCCCUGGCCUUGGCCGAGAGCUUCCUCCUGAGGCUGCAGGAGUCUGAGAACUGUGAACAAAAGGGGACUGGAUUAGUGGAGGAGGCAUUUGUUCAUUCUCCGACCUCAGAGCAAGAGAUGUCGGACGCUGUGGAAAUCUGCAUCUCUGCAGAGGAAGAGGAGGAAGCCAUCUUGAUGGGCGCUCCUGCCGCUCCUGUGCCAGAGGCUGGGACCAGUCAGUUGGAGACACCCGUCCUGGGAGCAGCACCACUCAGGAGCGCGACCAAAUCCCCAACGAUCGUUCGGGUGCGAGUUCCGGAGGUUGCUGUGCCGGAGCAGGACGCAGCGUCGCAGUCCAAAGCUGCAGCCCCGCGGCGGAAGAUUCCCUGGUCCGGCUUUGAGCAAGCCUUCACCUACGUGCGCCAGAAGGGGAAAAACCUGAUCGUGCAAUGCAAUUACUGUCUGCCAGCGAUCAAAAACGUGAGCUCGGCAAUCACCUCCUCCUCCAACCUGAAGAAGCACUUGGAGAGGGCGCACCCUGAAAAACUCAGACUGAUUGAGAGCGCCAAAAGGGGACGGAGGCGAGGUUAUUCCGAAGAACUGAAGAUGGACGACAAUUCUCCCGCUCUCAAAAUCCCGAAGCAGCUGCAGCAACAGCAGACGGCCGUCGAAAGGUGGGGGUGCGGCAAGGAGAGCGUCACCCAAAGGAUACUCGACAAGAAAAUAAUAGAUUUCAUCGUGGAAGAGACCCUGCCGCUCCAGAUCGUGGACAAGCCCUCUUUUGUCCGCUUGGUCCUCCUUGGCCUUCCGAAAGACCUCACCAUCAUGUGCGCCAAGACCCUGAAGGACAGGAUCGAGAAAAGAGCAGCCAGCAUGAGAGACACGCUCGCCAACCGGAUGGGGGCUGUGGAGUACGUGGCGACCACGGUGGAUUGCUGGCUGGACGGCAAGAGGAGCUUCUUAGGGGUGACGGCCCACUGGAUCAGCCCGACGACCCUGAAGCGGGAGUUUGCCGCCCUCGCGUGCAAGCGCGUGAAGGGGAGCCUCAGCCAGCACGCCCUCGCCAAGGCCUUGCGUGACAUCCACAUGCAGUACCGGGUGCACAACAAGGUGGUGUGCGCCACCACGGACAGCGGGUCCAACUUUGUGAAGGCGUUGCGGGUGUUUAGAGGCAAGGAACCGGGAGACGCGGCAGACGGAAGUGCAGACGAUGAGGAGGAUGGCGGCAGCGGCAGCAGCAAUGACCGGGAAGAAGCUGAGGUGGAGUUUGUGCCUAUCUCUGAGCGGUUACACACGGGGAUUAAGGCGGAGAAAGAAGCCACUGAGGAUUUUGGCCUGCCGGCCCACCAGCGGUGUGUCAGCCACACCCUUCACCUGGUGGCGACGCAAGACCUGGAGGCCCUGAUUUCCGACUCCUCUGAAAACAGCCCUUUGGGUCCUUUCAGGAAGCAUUUUUCUUCCUUGAUGGGGAAAUGCAGGAAGCUCUGGUCCAAGCAGACCCAGUCGGCCCAGAUUGUCCAGUAUAUCCACCAGCAGUGCGGCGUCUGCCUCAAGCUGCCCAACAAGGCGAGCUGGAACUCCACCUUUGAGGCCUUGAAGCAACUCAACGAGCUCCUGUCGACGGUCCCGCUCAAGAUGGACGCCGUCAUGGACCAGUGCUCCUUGGCUCGGAUCACGCCGGCGGAGAGCCUGGUGGUGGCGGAGUACACGGAGAUCAUGGGGCCGCUGGCUCAGUCCCUCGACAUCUUGCAGAGGGAGAACGGGAUGUUCAUGGGGUACCUGCUGCCGACGCUGUACAACCUGGACCGCAAGCUGCAGGGGCUGGAGAAUAAGCCCGUCCGGUACACGUACUGUUUCCCGCUCCUGAGGGGCCUGCGGGAAGCCCUGCAGAGGCGCUUUGCGCCCAUCUGGGAGGACAGGAAGCUUCUCCUGGCCGCCUGCCUGCACCCCCGCUUUAAAGUGGACUGGCUGGAAUCUGCCCAGACAGCCCAGACAAACAGGUACAUGAUGGAAGCGCUGGUGAAGGCCGAAAUCAGGGGCACCGUCGGAGAGGACAGUGAAGGGUCUUCAGAGAAAGACCAGGAAGGAGACAGCCUGGAGGACGAUUUUUUCAACAUCCGGCCCCGGGGCCGGAAGUCAGCAGUGGACAUUGCCGACGAGGAAGUCUCGGACUACCUGAGGUGUCCCAGCAGAGAAGUCUCGUCGCUCCACGCCUUUCCGCGCGUCAUGCAGACUUUCCUGAAGUACAACACGGGGUUGCCGUCGAGCGCCGCCGUGCAUCGCCUCUUCGGGACCGAGAGCAGCGCCGUGACGGUCAACGGGUUCUCCAUGUGCGACAAGCUGUUUGAACAGCUGGUUCUCCUGAAGCAGAACAAGGCCGUGUUCUGAAGUCGGCUUUUGAAGUGUUAACCAUGUAGGGGGUCUCUGAGGAUUAAACAUAUUUCUGUGCAUUCUUCUUUGGUAUCAUUGCUACAGCGGUAGGGUCUGGGCAGACUGUAAUAGCCAUUUUCUUAUUGUGGCAUUCUGUUAUUAAUCCUAUGGAUAAACUUCUUAUUCUAUAUCUUGUGUGUUUCUGUUUAUUUCUAAGGCUGCCGGAGACUACUUUAGGGGUAUUUCAUAUUACAGUCCCAUAUCUUGUAGUGUUCAGCUGGCUUUUUUUUAAAAUAACUUUUAGCUAUUGUUGAAUAACAAGAAAUAAAGGGUGACUUUUUAACAUUUUAACUAUAACUGUCACCAAAUAUAGUUUCGAAGGGGAGCCUAGAACUAUAACUAAUUAAUUGUUACCAGUAGUUAUUCAGCCUCCUGAUUAGAACUUGGCAAAAGAGAUGUAAAAUUUUGAAUCCUGGAAAUUUUCUUUGGACUGGCAGAACUACACGGAGUUCCUGGGCAUUGCAAAGAAACAUCCAUUUUAAAAUAAAGUUGAUUUGAGAG
Pogona vitticeps (central bearded dragon) is the source of this 3617-nucleotide messenger RNA. RefSeq lists its product as uncharacterized. Gene Ontology annotation, molecular function: DNA binding. Lineage: Eukaryota; Metazoa; Chordata; Lepidosauria; Squamata; Agamidae. The record is from RefSeq and is a predicted model, not a curated record.